AUGAGCACGCUCAAGUGUUUCCCGCACGGUCUGGCCAUGCCGGCACCGGCGCAUCCAAGCAGCUGGUAUGGGAGCCGGGUUGCGAGAAGAUCCGGUGGGAGAUGGGCCAGCAAAGCCACCGUGACGACUAGUUUCGAGCGCACCAUGGCGGGGAUGGCGCCGGCCCCUGAGCAGGUGGAGACGAUGCGGUGUCUGGGCUUGGGAGGAUGGGUGGAGGAGCAGCUUCUGCCGCUCCUCGCCCCGGUGGAGGACGCGUGGCAGCCCAGCGACCUGCUCCCCUGCUUCUCCCUCUCUGCAGCAGCUGCAGCAGGCUCUACCGACCAGCAGCAGCCGGCGAUGACGAUGACGACGGAGGAGCUGCAGGCCCGAGCCGCCGACGUGCCGGACGACAUGAUGGUGUGCCUGGUGGGCAACAUGGUGACGGAGGAGGCGCUGCCGACGUACAUGUGCAUGGGCAACCGCGUGGCGGGGUCCUGCGACGAGACCGGCUGCAGCGACCUCCCCUGGGCCCGCUGGCUCCGCGGCUGGACGGCUGAGGAGAACCGCCACGGCGACCUCCUCAACCGCUACCUCUACCUCUCCGGCCGCGUCGACAUGCGCCAGGUGGAGCGGACCGUCCACUACCUCCUCCGCAACGGCAUGCAGAUGCUCAGGCCGUCCAGCCCCUACCACAACGCCGUCUACGGCGCCUUCCAGGAGCGCGCCACCUUCAUCUCCCACUCCCGCACCGCCAGGCAUGCCGCGCGCCACGGCGACCGCUGCCUCGCCAAGAUCUGCGGUGUCGUCGCCGCCGACGAGAAGCGCCACGAGACGGCCUACGCCAAGGUGUCCGCCAAGCUCUUCGAGGUCGACCCGGACGGGAUGGUGCGCGCGCUGGCCGCCGUCCUGCGCGACAAGAUCACCAUGCCCGGCCAGCUCAUGACCGACGGACGCGACGCCGACCUCUUUGCACACUUCUCGGCGGUGGCGCAGCGCGCCGAUGUGUACACGGCGAGGGACUACGGCGACAUGGUGGAGCACUUCGUGCGGAGGUGGAAGGUGGCCGACCUCGCCGGGGGACAGCUGUCCGGCGAGGGACGCCGCGCGCAGGACUACGUGUGCGGGAUGCCGCGGAAGAUCCGCCGGAUGGAGGAGCUGGCCCACGACCGUGCGAUCAAAGCCGCCAAAGAGCCCGAGUUCGCUAGGUUCAGCUGGGUCUUCGACAGGUCCGUUUGCAUAAGAGCCUGA
This is a messenger RNA of Lolium rigidum, 1227 nucleotides long. Its product is annotated as acyl-[acyl-carrier-protein] desaturase 4, chloroplastic-like. Gene Ontology annotation, cellular component: chloroplast stroma. NCBI's taxonomy places the organism in Eukaryota, Viridiplantae, Streptophyta, Magnoliopsida, Poales, Poaceae. The transcript is spliced from 2 exons. The record is from RefSeq and is a predicted model, not a curated record. Gene Ontology annotation, molecular function: stearoyl-[ACP] desaturase activity. The coding region runs from base 1 to 1227 and encodes 408 amino acids. Gene Ontology annotation, biological process: fatty acid metabolic process.